AUGUACAGCGGACAUGGAGCAGAUGUGAAAUGUGUUGACUGGCAUCCAACAAAGGGUUUAGUUGUAUCAGGAAGCAAAGACAGCCAGCAGCCGAUCAAGUUCUGGGAUCCAAAAACUGGCCAGAGCCUUGCCACGCUACACGCUCAUAAAAACACAGUGAUGGAGGUGAAGCUGAAUCUGAAUGGCAACUGGUUGCUAACAGCUUCUCGUGACCAUCUCUGCAAGCUCUUUGACAUUCGUAACCUGAAAGAGGAACUUCAGGUCUUCAGGGGUCAUAAGAAAGAGGCCACAGCUGUGGCCUGGCAUCCUGUUCACGAGGGGCUCUUUGCCAGUGGAGGGUCUGAUGGCUCUUUGUUAUUCUGGCAUGUUGGGGUUGAGAAGGAAGUUGGUGGAAUGGAAAUGGCCCAUGAAGGAAUGAUCUGGAGUCUGGCGUGGCAUCCCCUCGGACACAUUCUCUGUUCGGGCUCAAAUGAUCACACCAGUAAGUUUUGGACUCGAAAUCGGCCUGGAGAUAAAAUGCGAGAUCGUUACAACUUGAAUCUGCUGCCUGGGAUGUCAGAGGAUGGUGUGGAAUAUGCUCCAGGAGAUGAUUUGGAACCCAACAGCCUAGCAGUUAUCCCUGGGAUGGGAAUACCUGAGCAGUUGAAAAUAGCGAUGGAGCAAGAACAGAUGGGGAAAGAUGAGUCCAAUGACAUUGAAAUGACAAUCCCAGGACUAGACUGGGGAAUGGAGGAAGUAAUGCAAAAGGACCAAAAGAAAGUGCCACAGAAAAAAGUGCCCUAUGCAAAACCAAUACCAGCACAGUUUCAGCAGGCGUGGAUGCAGAAUAAAGUUCCUUUGCCUCCCCCACCUGAGCCAUUGAUCGACAGAAAGGAAGAUAUUAAGCUGGAGGAGAAAAAGAAGACACAGGCAGAGAUUGAACAGGAAAUGGCAGCACUUCAGUACACAAACCCACAACUCCUGGAGCAAUUGAAGAUUGAGAGACUUGCACAAAAACAGGCUGAGCAAGUGCAGCCACCUCCAGGAGGCUCUCUUCACGGACCCCAGCCUUUUCCAGGGCAAGGCCCAAUGUCACAGAUGCCUCAAGGGUUUCAGCAGCCCCUUCCACCACAGCAGAUGCCAAUGAAUAUGCCUCAGAUGGGACCUCCUGGUCCACAAGGACAGUUCAGACCUCCGGGACCCCAAGGACAAAUGGGACCUCAGGGUCCUCCAUUACACCAAGGAGGUGGAGGUCCGCAAGGCUUCAUGGGACCACAAGGACCUCCGGGCCCCCAUGGACCUCAAGGAAUGCCACGGCCUCAGGAUUUACAUGGACAUCAAGGAAUGCAAAGGCAUCCUGGCCCUCACGGGCCAAUGGGGCCUCCAGGCCCGCAGGGUAACGCUGGUCCACAAGGGCAUUUAGGACCGCAGGGCCUGCCUGGGUCUCAGACUCAUUUGGGGCCACAAGGUCCACCUGGCCCGCAGGGUAACUUGGGACCUCAGGGUCAAGGAAUGCAAGGGCCACCUGGUCCCCGAGGGAUGCAAGGACCUCUUCCUCACGGCAUGCAAGGAGCUCCGGGAUCUCAAGGGAUGCAAGGUCCUAUCUCCCAAGGGCCUUUGAUGGGACUUAAUCCAAGAGGGAUGCAGGGUCCGCCAGGGCCCCGAGAUAACCAGGGACCUACUCCACAAGGGAUGAUGAUGGGUCAUCCGCAAGAGAUGAGAGGUCCUCAUAUGCAAAGUGGUUUACUAGGACACGGGCCCCAGGAGAUGAGGGGGCUGCAGGGACCCCCGCCUCAAGGCGCAAUGUUAGGACCGCCGCAAGAAAUGCGUGGGCCACAAGGCCAGCAGGGACCUCCGCAAGGCUCUUUGGUAGGGCCACAAGGAAACAUGCAAGGACCUCAAGGACAACCAAACCCUUCGAGAGGGCCACAUCCUUCCCAGGGCCCUCUGCCUUUCCAGCAGCAGAAGACGCCUCUGUUGGGUGAUGGGCCUCGUCCCCCGUUUAAUCAGGACGGACAGAACCCAGGUCCUCCACCACUGAUACCAGGACUGGGGCAGCAGGGAGGACAAGGUCGUCUCGGCCCUCACAACCAAGGACCUGGCCUUAAUAAAGGUGACUCCCGUGGUCCACCAAACCACCACAUGGGCCCUCUCUCAGAUAGAAGGCACGACCAGAACAGUGGUGGCCCUGAUCAUGGGCCUGAGAGAGGGUUGUUUCGAGGUGGCCAGGAGUGGGGUGAUGGUAGAGACAGCAGGGGCAUGCCAGAUAGACGAGGACCUCACCCAGAUUUCCAUGAUGACUUUGAUCGACCAGAUGACUUCCGUGACGACUUCCAUCCAGAUAAGAGAUUUGGCCAUCGAUUACGGGAAUUUGAGGGGAGAGGAGGCCCACCAUUGCAAGAUGAGAAAUGGAGACGAGGUGGACCUGGGCCUCCCUUUCCUCCCGAUCACAGGGAAUUUGAAGGCGGGGGUUCAAAUCGUGGCCCUCCUGGUGCUUGGGAAGGACGGAGACCUUCAGAUGAUAGAUAUCCACGGGAUCCUGAGGAUGCACGGUUCCGAGGAAGACGAGACGAGAGCUUCAGAAGAGGAGGACCCUCGAGACACGAGGGCCGGGGACCCAGGGGGAGAGAUGGCUUUCCUGGUCCGGAAGAUUUUGGGCCAGAUGACACUUUUGACUCCCCAGAUGAAAACUUGAGAGGAAGGGACCAUGGUGCUCGGGGCCGAGGUCGUGGUGCAAUUAGAGGAGGCCGGAAGGGUCUGCUUCCCACCCCCGAUGAAAUUCCACGCUUUGAAGGUGGGCGGAAGCCAGAAUCCUGGGAUGGAAACAGAGAACCAGGUCCUCGUCCAGACCACCCUCCUCACGAUGGACAUUCUCCAGCUAGCCGAGAACGUUCUUCUUCGCUCCAGGGCAUGGACAUGGCCUCACUGCCACCACGUAAACGUCCCUGGCAUGAUGGACCAGGGACCUCUGACCCCAGGGAAAUGGACUCUCCAGGUGGACCUCCAGAGGAGAGGGGAAAAGGACGUGGAAAUUCAGGAGCUUCCCAGAGAGCACCAAAAUCGGCACGGUCUAAUUCUUUAGAUGGAGACCAUCAUGAUGGAUUCCACAGGGAUGAAGCUUUUGGCGGAGGUCCUGCAGGAGGCAGCAACCCUUCCAGAGGAGGAAGGAGCGGAAGCAAUUGGGGAAGAGGAAAUAACAUGAAUUCUGGUCAGUCACGAAGAGGAGCAUCCAGGGGUGGCGGAAGAGGCCGAUAGAAGAGGCUUUGACUGGGUCACACCCAGUCCCUGAUGGACAAUAUUUAAAUGGACUGCUACUCUGUACUCAAAGAGAAAGUAACCCUGCAAGAACGCAAGUCUGGAAUCUUAAUUGGGAUAACUGAAUGUGCAUUAGUUCCUAACAAGGGUCUCCUCCUAGAUCAGUCACCUGCUACUAGCUGCGGUACUGUAGCUAGCUUUCAGUUUUGUCUUCUCUGCCCCCAUUUUCCCCACCUUCUUUUACCUACUUUGUUUUGUGAAGAGCUGGAAUUUUUUUUAGUGUUGAGACAUGGAGCACCUCCACAGAUUUCAGUUCAAUUCCAAACAGAAACUUGUUUCUAUAUGUACAGUUUGUCAGAAGAGUUAUGUUGUUUUUUGUAUGAAUACAGAAUGUAAUUUGCGCAAAAACUAA
Molecule: messenger RNA, 3646 nt
Organism: Meleagris gallopavo (turkey)
Lineage: Eukaryota; Metazoa; Chordata; Aves; Galliformes; Phasianidae
Source: RefSeq, a predicted model, not a curated record